AUGAAUAAUAACAACAAUAACAACAACAAUAUCUCUAAUAACCAAAAAAUUCUUAUCCAAAUCAAAGCCCUCCUCAAAUCUAUCGCAUCCCAAGCAAAAAAUGGUAACCAGCUAACACUAACUCUCCCACAAAUCCCUUCAAAAUCAUCCUCUCGGGUCCUCCGGUUCCCUUCUCCAACAUCUUCAUCAUCAUCAUCUGCUCCUCCACCUUUUGUAGUCUACGUCUACAUUCUUUAUCAAAUGAUCCAGCUCAUUGAAUCAAACUCAAUCACCACUAAAAGAGACCUCUAUUAUAGAAACGUCCCCCUCUUUGGCUCCCAAAAAACUGUUGACCGUGCUGUCGACGCCAUUGCUAAAAGUCUUAACGUUCAACGUAUCGACCUCGGUGUUGUUGCUGCUCCUAAAUCUUGCGUCUAUAUUCCUAAUGGCUCUUCAAUUACUUUGUUCUCAGCUACUGGUGCAUUUCGAGAUCUCGUUGGAGACUCACUCAUUCCAGUAGAUCUCGUCCCAGUUUAUAUCCGCCUUAACGGGAAUUUCUCCUCUGUUCUUGUUGUUGAAAAGGAAGCUGUUUACCGUCAACUCUGCUCUACUUCUUCUUUAUCUUUACAACAAACUCUAAUUGUCACAGGUAAAGGUUUCCCAGAUCUUAGCUGCAGAGUAUUUCUAGCUACCAUCUCCGUCUCUCAUCCAACUCUCCCCAUUUACGCUCUCGUCGAUUCAGACCCCCACGGAAUUGCCAUUUAUCUCGCUUACAAGUCCGGUAACCUUUCUUCCCAAGCCCCACCAGUCCCUAGACUUGAAUAUCUAGGUGUUUCGCUCUCAGAAUAUUCAAACAAGGCUCUUAGAAAAGCAGAAACUCAUUGGAUUGACUUGAAUCAUAGAGAUGUGACUCUAGCAAUUUCCUUAAUUACUUCACGAAAUUGGUCUUCUUCAUCUUGCUUAGAAUUUAACCCAGUCUUGCGAGAACUUCAAAUGGGCCUCUUUUUGUUCAAAAAAGCUGAAAUGAACAAUGCAACAGUAGUUAGUAAUGAUGAAAAAAUUGGCAACUCCAUUGUAGACUAUGUAGAAUUCAAGUUGAGGCCUAAUCAACUGUCUUGA
Magnusiomyces paraingens is the source of this 1098-nucleotide messenger RNA. RefSeq lists its product as uncharacterized. Gene Ontology annotation, biological process: meiotic DNA double-strand break processing; reciprocal meiotic recombination; meiotic DNA double-strand break formation. The record is from RefSeq and is a predicted model, not a curated record. Lineage: Eukaryota; Fungi; Ascomycota; Dipodascomycetes; Dipodascales; Dipodascaceae. The coding region runs from base 1 to 1098 and encodes 365 amino acids. Gene Ontology annotation, cellular component: nuclear chromosome. The transcript has 2 exons. Gene Ontology annotation, molecular function: DNA topoisomerase type II (double strand cut, ATP-hydrolyzing) activity; ATP binding; DNA binding.